Messenger RNA from Salvelinus namaycush (lake trout), 2214 nucleotides. RefSeq names its product general transcription factor II-I repeat domain-containing protein 2-like. The transcript has a single exon. The record is from RefSeq and is a predicted model, not a curated record. NCBI's taxonomy places the organism in Eukaryota, Metazoa, Chordata, Actinopteri, Salmoniformes, Salmonidae. The coding region runs from base 236 to 2047 and encodes 603 amino acids.
CAAAUUUGGCCCGCGGGGUAAUUAUAUUUGGCCCGCGAGACAAUACCAAAUUACUACUAGAGCUGGCCCGCCGGUAUUAUACAGCGCAUUCACCGCUAAUACUACGAAUCCCAUAAUGCUCUGCUGUUGUUUUCGCGCGCCAAUCAGGACAGGACCCAGAAACGCCCUCUCCUCUGUGACAGUAGUCAUAGCAACAUAGACGCUACAACUGUCAGCGCGCUAUCCCUUCCCAAAAAUGGCGAAAAGAAAGGCAGAAAACAGGAGCUUUCUGGACAAGUGGGAGGCAGAAUAUCUGUUUACAUAUGUAAAAGACAAACCUGUUUGUCUUGUUUGUGGAGUCAACGUGGCUGUAAGUAAGGAGUACAACAUUAGACGACACUAUGAAACGAAACACCAUGACAAAUACAAGGACCUGGACAUGACUCAAAGGAGCCAGAAAGUAGAGGAGAUGAAAAGAAGUUUGGUUUCACAACAGAAUAUGUUCAAAAAAGCCACAUCACAAAGUGAGGCUGCUGUAAAGGCUAGUUAUAUAGUGGCAGCAGAGAUCGCAAAAUCAGCCCGGCCCUUUAAUGAGGGAGAGUUCGUGAAAAAGUGCAUGAUGAAAGUUUGUGACCUCGUAUGCCCAGAGAAAAAGCAAGCAUUUUCAAACGUGAGCCUGAGCAGGAACACAGUAGCUGAUCGCACAUGUGAUCUUGCCACCAAUCUGUAUGACCAGCUGAUGGAAAAGGGAAAAGAUUUCGUUGCGUUCUCCCUCGCUGUGGAUGAGAGCUGCGACGCAUCUGAUACUGCUCAGCUGUCAGUCUUCAUCCGUGGAGUGGACUCAAAUCUGUGUGUUACGGAGGAGCUAUUGGGAUUCAAAUCAAUGCAUGGCACAACCACAGGAAAGGAAAUCUUUGAGGAGGUUUCCAAAUGUGUAACUGAAAUAAAGCUGCCGUGGGAUAAACUCGUUGGAUUAACGACAGAUGGUGCGCCAGCGAUGUGCGGUAAAAAGAGUGGACUGGUGGGCAUGGUUCGGGAGAAGAUGCGGGAAGAGAACUGUGCAGGUGAGCUAACUGUUUACCACUGCAUCAUACAUCAGGAAUCACUGUGUGCCAAAGCCCUAAAGAUGGAACAUGUUAUGACCACAGUAACACAGGUAGUUAACUUUAUAAGAGCCAAAGGUCUGAAUCACCGCCAGUUUAAAUUUUUUCUAGAGGAGUGUGGUUCGGAAUACGCAGACGUGCCGUAUCACACAGAGGUGAGAUGGCUAAGCAGAGGAAAAGUACUGAACAGAUGUUUCGAGCUGCGUGAGGAAAUAUGUCAAUUCCUGGAAACCAAAGGGAAGGAUACAGCAGAGCUCCGGGAGCAAAAGUUUCUGUGUGAGCUGGCCUUUCUCUGUGACAUCUCGAGCCAUCUCGAUGCGCUGAACCUGCAGCUUCAGGGGCGGGGGCGCAUCAUCACAGACAUGUACGCUGCAGUGAGGGCCUUUAAAACUAAACUGUGCCUGUGGGAGAAUCAGAUGCUGCAAGGAAACCCUUGCCAUUUUCCCUGCUGCCAAACCAUAAAAGCGCAGAUCUCUACCGCCGUGUUCCCAUGCGCACAGUUUGCUGAAAAACUCAGUAUUCUCGCCGCUGAGUUUAGCCGGCGAUUUGCCGACUUCGAUGUCCAGAAAUGUAGGUUUGAACUGCUUAGUAAUCCCUUCGCAGUUGAUGUGGAAAAUGCACCAACCAACAUCCAAAUGGAGCUGAUUGAACUCCAGUGCAACGACACACUGAAGUCAAAGUAUGAUGCUGUGGGCGCCGCACAGUUUCCACGGUUCAUCCCUGACACAAUGCCUCAGCUCCGCACCCAAGCUGCUCAGAAGCUCUCCAUGUUCGGCAGCACUUAUCUAUGCGAGCAACUUUUCUCCUCGAUGAAGAUGACCAAAACAACUCACAGGAGACGUCUGACUGAUGAACACCUUCGCUCGAUACUGAGGAUUUCUUCAGCUCAGAGCCUGAGCCCAGACAUUGAUGAACUAGCAUCCAAGAAGAGAUGCCAGGUAUCUGGCUUGGGCACAUCAGAUUAGAUCAGUGUGCAAUAAUUAACGUUUUCUUUGUGCACUUUUUCUUGCUACAAGGCAUGGGCUUGAAUGGUUGAUUGAUUUAUUAUCAUUUUAUUUGUAAAAUUAUUAGCCAGUGGAAAAAGUUUAUUUUGGUAUUUAAAUCAGAAGGCUGCAAAUAGAAAAGAGGCAUA